Molecule: messenger RNA, 558 nt
Organism: Cordyceps militaris CM01
Lineage: Eukaryota; Fungi; Ascomycota; Sordariomycetes; Hypocreales; Cordycipitaceae
Exons: 3
Coding region: 1-558 (185 amino acids)
Source: RefSeq, a predicted model, not a curated record
AUGCGUUUCUCGCCCCUCGUUGUCCUUGCAGCCGGCGCUGCCAACGCACUCAUUGUUACCCGGGCUCCCAUUCCUGGAUAUGGAGUGGAGCAGAUCGAAUGGAGCGUCGAGGUUUUCCCCGGCGAAUUCCAGCUCUUCACUGGCACAGCUGAACAAGUCCAUGCUCAAGCCCUCUCCAUCAACCCCGACUUCAAGCCCCCUCGUGCCUCAGUGGCCAGGGGCUUGAAGGAGAAGCGUGGUCAUAUCGACUGCGACGGCAUGGAGCCUGCCGAUAAGGCCGCCAUCAGAGACGGUGCGGCUUACCUCCGCAACCUGCCCCCUGGACAUCCUACCAACGGUCCCGGUCCCAACAACUGCGGUCGCGUUAGUUGUUCUUACAACUCUGGGAUCUGGUGGUGCAAUGAUUCCACUUCUCAGAAGAGUAUCGACGGGUGGGACUGGAUUGCCAACAGCGCUCAACGCAUUACUGAAGUCUGUGACCCUGGCUCGAUCAAGACCUCUGGCCGUAACCAUGAGGAUGGAGACUGGAGCACCAUUGUCCGAGGAGACAGCUGCUGA